Messenger RNA from Anopheles darlingi, 573 nucleotides. RefSeq lists its product as uncharacterized. The record is from RefSeq and is a predicted model, not a curated record. NCBI's taxonomy places the organism in Eukaryota, Metazoa, Arthropoda, Insecta, Diptera, Culicidae. Bases 238 to 507 code for a protein of 89 amino acids. The transcript is spliced from 3 exons.
UCAGCUGCGUGUGCGAGUGACAUUACGACGAGAACAUCGAAAGUGAUUUUUUGGAGUUGGAAACAAACCGCUAGUGUUUAGUGUACCGUUUACUGCUGUUGGUGAAUCUGUGCACCGUUGGUUGAUCAUCGACACAAGUGACACGCAAGCCUAUUGGCACACUUUGUGUUAAGAUUCGAGCAUAGUUUGCUGCUGAUUAUUCGUCGGAAUUAGUCACUGCCGAAAGAUUAAACCAUCAUGAAUAUGGCAAUGAAAAUUGUAUUUGCUCUAUUUUUCAUCAUCGCCGUUCUUGUAUGUGCAUUCGAGGGACAUCCGGUUCCAGAUCAUGCCAAGAUCCGCAUCCACGUACCCGUGAAACAUCACACGCAUUUGCACACGAAAACCAUCGUCAAAACGGUGCAUGUUGGGAUUCCGGUGAAGAACGUAAAAUCUCACGACGAUGAGCACGGAUGGGAGUACGGCAAGAAGAAGAAGGGUGCAGCCAGCAGCUAUCUAUCUUACAUUUAAGUUGUUUAAGCGCACCGGAAGUGCGUAAAUGUAGGCUUUUGGAAACCAAAAAGUAGCAUUAUUAAU